AUGCUCAACGAGCUUGAUUGGACGACGAUGACGCAUAAUGGCGGGAAAGUACCCCGGCUUGUGUGCGUGCAGGCCGAGUUCGUCGACGGGUGGUACCCAAUCUACCGACACCCCGUCGACGCGCCCGCGCCUCCCACGCACGAGCUCUCGACCUCGGUAAGACUGCUCAAGGCCUCGCUCGAGUCGGCCACGAACCAGAAAUUCAACCACGUGCUCAUCCAGCAGUACCGAUCCGGCGAAGACUGCAUCUCGCAGCACGCAGACAAAACGCUCGACCUCGUGCCGGGCAGCAAGAUCGUGAACGUGAGUCUCGGCGCGAUGCGCUACAUGUCGCUCAAGAAGAAACGCGACUCGCUGCGCGCGCGCUCGGCUAGCUCUUCGACUUUGCCCAAACGCAAAAUCAACUUUCACCCGAAAAACGCAAUCUCCCGCCCUCCCGCGCCAAACCAACGCAUCGCGCUCGAACACAACUCGAUCUUCGUCCUCGGCGCGCACACAAACAAACUCUGGACGCACCAGAUCAAACCCGACAAACGCUCCCGCGCGCAGAAAUCUCCCGCCGAACUCGCGUUUGAUGGGUUUAGAGUCAGUCUUACCUUCCGCUCGGUUGCUACUUUUGUCACAAACUCAAGUGGUGGUGGUGGUGGUGGUGGCGGUGGUGGAAAUAGCAGCAGCGGCAGACCACAGCUCAUCUACGGCCGCGGCGCGACCGCCAAAGACCGCGUACACGCCUCGCCCGUGCUCUACUCCGACAGCGCCUCCGAGAGCGAGCGCGAGAACGCGCGCGCGCAGGCGAAAAAACUGCUCGGCGCGUUCGCGGCCGAGAAUCGGCUGGGCGAGAGCUUUGAUUGGCAGAGGGCUUAUGGCCAGGGUUUUGAUAUCGUUGAUUUUCCGACGGAUUUGUAA
Messenger RNA from Myxozyma melibiosi, 906 nucleotides. RefSeq lists its product as uncharacterized. Bases 1 to 906 code for a protein of 301 amino acids. Gene Ontology annotation, molecular function: dioxygenase activity. Lineage: Eukaryota; Fungi; Ascomycota; Lipomycetes; Lipomycetales; Lipomycetaceae. Gene Ontology annotation, cellular component: nucleus. The record is from RefSeq and is a predicted model, not a curated record. The transcript has 2 exons. Gene Ontology annotation, biological process: DNA repair; DNA alkylation repair.